Aspergillus lentulus is the source of this 1260-nucleotide messenger RNA. RefSeq lists its product as uncharacterized. Lineage: Eukaryota; Fungi; Ascomycota; Eurotiomycetes; Eurotiales; Aspergillaceae. The record is from RefSeq and is a predicted model, not a curated record.
AUGUACUCACUUCGAUAUUAUAUAGAUUCGUGGAUCGAAGUAGCGUCCCAACCGUCCUCUUCCUCCCUUUCAUCCGCCGCAACCAAUGAUGAUAUUAUUACUACGGGCCUGCGUGUCGAGCGGACGGAGUCCAGGGCCUAUCACCACCAUAGCCGGCGCCGUCGUUUGCAACAACUGGCCGCCGUGGCCACAGCGCACGUCGAAUAUCCGUUGCGGGAGACCAGCAGUAGCCAGGAUGAAUAUGACGAAAGUGAGAGUGAAUCAGAUCAUGUGCUUAGCAGUUCCAAUGAAGACAUGACCCGCGCACCCGUCGAGAUGCCUCUCCUUUCGCAGACCGGCCCUGCCUUGCCUGAGCUAGAUGCGACCACGGCGAGCGAUGAAGACGAUGCAUCAACGGCACUGGGGAUGCGGAUCAGCUCAUCGCCCUUUGUCCCGCAGCCCAACGUGUUUUCUCAUCCACCCGAGAACCCGUCUUGGACGAGAGCAACGGGUCCUCAUCAAUCUCAGCCCAGUACUGUCUCCAACUCGAGUCGUCAAACCGCGAUUCGAAGGAAUUCGCAGGCCAGUGUACGGUCGAACAGAAGGCCUCAGCACAGCCCGUACAACAUGAUCUCACCAUCGUAUCAUGCAGACCACGAUGCUGCUCUUCGGGCUAGUCUGUCCACGCUUCUCUCGUGUGCUGCUGCCGCAAGGGGAUUGCCCAAGUCCGAUCCUCAGCCUUCGCCGGCUGAGCCUUCGAGAGGGGCACCUUCAUCAUUCCGCCUGGUGCCCGAACCAGUAGCGAUGGGAGAAGUGGAGGUGAGCGAGAAAGAAGGACAGUCUGCCACUGAGACCACCUCGACCAGGUCUCAUCGUCCCAGCCAAAGAGACGCAGAUCCUACGCCUUGCACCCACAGGACCAAGCGUCGAUCCAGCUCGUCCAAGGAGCGAAACACCGGACAUCCCUCUGCGGCAAAGAAGAGCCGUCGAGCGGGAAUGGCCGAGUCCAUGUCGACAGGCAGCCCAACCAUUAUGACGUGGGUGAUCAGCGCCGGUGUCGUGGUACUGUUUUCGGCCAUCAGUUUCUCAGCGGGCUAUGUACUUGGACGCGAAGUUGGCCGGCUAGAGUCGAGCACUGGCGUGGGGUCGGUCAUGGGAGACGGGGGGACGGGGCCCCUGGGAGGCAGGGUGUCGGCAAGCUGCGGCCAAGAAGCCGUUCGCGGCGGGUUGAAGCGGUUACGCUGGGGGACGGGGUCAGGUGCAUCCGGCAUCAUUGCAUAA